This is a messenger RNA of Rotaria sp. Silwood1, 726 nucleotides long. Lineage: Eukaryota; Metazoa; Rotifera; Eurotatoria; Philodinida; Philodinidae. The record is from the annotation of a GenBank genome assembly.
AUGUUACCAGGAUAUAAACGUGAAAUGUUAAAACAUAUGCCCAUUGGCUGUUGUAUAAAAUUUAUUUUUAUUUUUGAUAAAGCAUUCUGGAGAGAAGAUGGUCUUAGUGGAGAAGUAAUCAGUGAUGGAAGUUUUGCUCCACAUGGACAUUCUAUUGGCCCAAUGACUUAUUUGAUUGAUGGUACAAGUUCCAAUGGUACACCUGCUUUGCUAGGUUUUAUUGGUGGUCGAUGUGCUUCUGUAUGGACAAGUGCAACACAUGAAGAACGACGUAAAGGUUUAAUUGAAUGUCUUUCUCGAUAUUUUGGUGGUCAUAAAAUUUCCACACAUUUAAUUGAAUAUGUUGAAAAAGAUUGGAAUGUAGAACCAUAUUCAGGUGGAUGCCCAUGUCAUAAUGCAACAACAGGAUCUAUGAAAGAUUUUGUUGAUGGUUUAAGAAAGUCAUAUAAAAUGAUUCAUUUUGCUGGUACAGAAACAGCUACUCAAUGGAUGGGAUACAUGGAUGGUGCAGUUGAUGCUGGACGACGCGCUGCGUCAGAAGUUUUAGUAUCGUUUCGUGAUAAUAAUCAAUUAAAAGAUAAUGAUAUUGAUCAAUAUACAUUUGAAAAUCAAAAUCGUAAAUAUCAGAAUGUUCGGGUACCACGAUCAAAAUUUUAUUAUGCAAUUCCGAUAAUUGUAGUUUCUAUUGCUGCCAUAUGUAAAAUGCUUUUUCCGAAAAUGCUCUAG